Molecule: messenger RNA, 469 nt
Organism: Nannospalax galili (Upper Galilee mountains blind mole rat)
Lineage: Eukaryota; Metazoa; Chordata; Mammalia; Rodentia; Spalacidae
Product: guanylate-binding protein 1-like
Exons: 2
Molecular function (GO): GTPase activity; GTP binding
Source: RefSeq, a predicted model, not a curated record
CUAUUUCUCUUGCUUUUUGUUUCACUUUUUCCAGGUACCAGUGAACAAGAUAAAAAAUACAACCUGCCCCGACUCUGUAUUCGAAAGUUUUUUCCAAAGAAGAAAUGUUUUAUUUUCUAUCCACCCACCGAGUGGAAGAAGCUUUCUGAGCUUGAGACCCUGCAUGAUAAUGAGCUGGAUUCUGACUUUGUGCAGCAGGUAGAAGGUUUCUGUUCCCACAUCUUCACCUAUGCCAAGGCUAAAGCUCUUCCAGGAGGCAUCAAGGUCAAUGGACCUCGAUUAGAGAAACUAGUACUGACCUACCUCAGUGCUAUCACCAGUGGGGCUCUGCCCUGCAUGGAGAAUGCUGUUCUGGCCUUGGCCAAGAUGGAGAACUCAGCUGCAGUGAAAAAUGCCAUUGCCCACUAUGACCAGCAGAUCAGCCAGAAGGUGCAGCUGCCCACAGAAACCCUCCAGGAGCUGCUGGACC